Acanthochromis polyacanthus (spiny chromis) is the source of this 5582-nucleotide messenger RNA. Its product is annotated as contactin-1a-like. The record is from RefSeq and is a predicted model, not a curated record. Bases 265 to 3330 code for a protein of 1021 amino acids. Lineage: Eukaryota; Metazoa; Chordata; Actinopteri; Pomacentridae. The transcript has 24 exons. Gene Ontology annotation, biological process: cell-cell adhesion; brain development. Gene Ontology annotation, molecular function: cell-cell adhesion mediator activity.
GAGGAACAGGCAGGUCUAGCGCCCCCCUGAGCAGACGGCCAUAAGCCUUCAUCCAAUCCGAGGGGACAGGACCGCGGCUCCGUCAGUUUCUUUCCCUGCUCUUGAGCGCCCGGCGAUGCGGUGCUGAGCAGGUGUGAGCAUCGUGAAGGACACUGUGGACGGACGCUACUGGCCGCUACGGAAGGAAAGCCCGGCGGUCCUGCUAAUGUUCCAUCAGCUGAGCUUCUAGCUGAAACCCCAGCAGGUGGUUCUCACUUCAACAUCAUGCUGCACCUCACCCUGCUCCUCCAUCUCCUGGUCUUCUCACUCUCCCCAGCAGGAGCAUCAGUAAAUGGGGAGGUACCUCACUUUUACGGAGCAGAGGAAGCCACAGGUUACGGGCCAGUGUUUGAGGAGCAGCCGGUGGAUACUAUCUACCCCGAGGAGUCACCCGAGGCCAAAAUUACCAUGAACUGCCGGGCUAGAGCCAAUCCACCUGCCACCUACAAGUGGAUGCUGAAUGACAUAGAAAUUGACCUGAAUCAAGAGAACAGUCACUACAGUUUAGUAGGUGGCAACUUGGCCAUCAGCAACCCCAGUAAAAACAAUCAUGUAGGAAAAUACUCCUGUCUGGCCACCAACACGUACGGCACGAUCGUCAGCCGAGAGGCCUCUGUCCAGUUCGGAUACCUUGAUCUGUUCUCAUCGGAGGAGAGGUCGUCGGUGUACGUCAAAGAAGGACAGGGUGUCGUGCUGCUCUGCGCUCCUCCCCCACAUUAUCCAGCCGAGCUGUCAUUCCGAUGGAUCCUCAACGAAUUCCCCACCUUCAUCCCACUGGACAAGCGGCGUUUUAUCUCCCAGUCGACGGGCAACCUCUACAUCUCCAAGGUGGACUCUUCCGACAAAGGCAACUACUCCUGCAUUGCAUCCAGCCCAUCGAUUUCCAAGAGUGUUUUUUCCAACUACAUCCCCCUCGAGCCACUGGCUGCUGAACGUACCAACAGGAAAUACCCUGCUGACCUCAAAGUCAAGUUCCCCGACACCACUGCUUUGGUCGGACAGAAUAUCACCUUGGAAUGUUUCGCUUUGGGAAACCCCGUCCCUGAGAUUCGCUGGAAGAAGGUAGAUGGGCAGCUGCCACCCAAUCACGAGGUGCGGAUGGCAGGCGCUCAACUGCAUCUGUACAAUGUGCAGUUUGAAGACGGCGGUGCCUAUAAGUGUGAGGCAAUAAACUCGAAAGGAAAGGACCACCACAGUGCACAUGUGUCUGUGGAAGCUUUUCCUGAAUGGGUGGAGCACAUCAGCAGCAUCGAGAAAGACCUCAAUAGCGACUACACCAUGUCCUGCACAGCCAGUGGCAAACCUAAACCCCACAUCCGCUGGCUGAAAAAUGGAAAACCGGUUGACAGGAAAGAGAUGAGGUUCAGCGGAUUGACGUUUGAUGAUUCGGGGAUGUAUCAGUGCAUAGCAGAAAAUCACCACGGACUCAUUUAUGCCAAUGCAGAGCUGCGUGUAUACGCCUGUGCUCCCACGUUUGAACACAACCCGGUGAAGAGAGUGCUGGCAGCUAGAAAUGGCCGUGUGGUGAUUGAAUGUCGACCCAAAGCGGCCCCAAAGCCCGCCUUCUCCUGGAGCAAAGACACUGAGCUGCUCUCCAACUCCACCAGGGUGUUCAUCUGGGAGGAUGGAAGCCUGGAGAUCCUCAAUGUGACGCGAGCAGAUGAAGGCAGGUACACCUGCUUCGCGGAGAACGACCGGGGCAAAGCCAAUAGCACGGGGUCCCUGUUGGUGACAGACUCCACAAAGAUCACCUUGCCACCAUCCAAUGCUGACGUUAAAGUGGGAGAGAACGCCUGGAUGGAGUGUGCAGCAUCACAUGACUCCUCUCUGGACAUCACCUUCAUCUGGUCCCUGGACAGCCGAGUCAUUGACCUACACAAGGAGAGCCAACACUAUGAACGAAACCCUAAUGGAAGCUCAAAUGGCGCGCUGCUGAUUAAGAAUGCUCAGCUGAAGCAUGCUGGGCUCUACACCUGCACAGCACAGACUCCGGUUGACAACAUUACUGCUUCUGCCCACUUGGUUGUCAGGGGUCCCCCUGGUGCUCCAGGUGGCGUGCGGAUGAUAAACAAAACUGACAAGAGUGUAACUUUGCAGUGGAGCCGUGGAGCAGACAACCACAGCCCUAUCUCCAAAUACACCAUCCAGUACAGGGACCAGUUCUCAAAAGAUGUCUGGAAGAAUGCCACUACAUCUCCUGCUGAUGUUGAGGGAAAUACAGAGACAGCCACGGUGGUGGAUUUGUUCCCCUGGACAGAAUAUGAGUUCAGGGUCAUUGCUACCAACACUCUGGGGACAGGAGAUCCGAGCAGCCCAUCACCUAAAGACAAAACCCUGGACUCAGUUCCUGUGGUGGCGCCCUCGGGUGUCGGCGGGGGUGGAGGGACGAGCAGAGAACUGACCAUCACGUGGACGCCUGUGGAGCCUCAGUACUACUAUGGGCCUAAUUUUGGCUACAUCGUGGCCUUCAAACCCCGAGAAGAAAACCAGUGGAAAAGGGUGGCGGUAGCCGAUCCACAGGCCAAGCGCUAUGUCCACAAAGACUCCAACAUACCGCCUUUGACGGAGUUUCAAGUCAAAGUUAAAGCAUUCAACGGCAAAGGAGAAGGACCCUACAGCCUAACAGCAGUCAUUUAUUCUGCACAGGAUGCUCCAUCUGAAGCUCCUCUGAUCGUUGACUGCAGAGCUCUCUCUGCCACAGUAGCCACCGUGUCGUGGAUACCGCUCACACAAAGUAAUAUAGAUGGAUAUCAGGUGAAGUACUGGAGAAAUCACGAAGACAGUGAAGGAGGGGCGCAGAGGGUUGUGGUGUCCAGCAGAGAGAACCACACUAAACUGGAGGGUUUGAAGCCGGACUCGCCCUACUUUAUUGAAAUUCGAGGCUUCAACUCUGCAGGAUUUGGGAUGGCCAGCAAACACUGCCAGAUCCACACCAAGAAACCCCCUCCAAGUCGAGCGCCCAGAAUAAUAAGUAAAAAGUUGAAGGGCCAGUCAGUAAAUAUUGCUUGGGAACAUGUGGAACCGAUGGCUAAUGAGUCAUCGAUAGAUGGGUACCGGGUGCUGUACCGGCAGCAGGGCCACUCCACAGGCACUCUGUACACAACCAGCAGGCGGUACAUAGACCUUCCUCUGCCUGCAGACGGGAACUAUGUGGUGGAGGUGCGGGCACACACAGAGGGAGGAGAUGGGGCUAUGGCACAAAUUCACCUCACGGGUGGAGGUGUCGUGAUCGCCCAGUCUCUCAGUGUGCUCUCCCUGCUCCUGGCGGCUCUCCUCUGCCUGAACCUCUGAAUGUAGCGCCAUCUUCGUCUUCACUUCCCGUGAAUGAGACUCCUAUGGUUGCUUAUGGUUGACGCCUAUAAGGACUUUGGGACUCUUUCCACAAUCUUUUGGUUCCGCCCUGUAACCCGGGAUGUCAUGUUCCAGCUCUUCCCCUCUGGAACACUUUUGUGGAAAUAGACACGGAAAUGGAAAAAUUGGAAAUGGACAAUGACAUUCCUUAUUUAUCCACAAAAAGCCUCUUUGGAGGAGUGUCAAAGGAGUUCUGUCAACUUUUUAAAUAUGCCUUAUAUAAAUGACUGCACUUCUCUUUCACAGUAGCUCGUUUUAAAAUGGGACAUGACUGAAAGUGUAAACCCUACACUUUGCACCGCUUCGCUGUUUAGUCUUUUUACAUCACAGAGCCGAACUUUCUGAAACAAAGAUGCUGUAUGUUCAGAAACGUCGGCUUCAUUUGAUCUGUGAUGUUUUUGGAAAAUCAAUCCUACAGUGCAUUCCAUAGUGUAAGGUAAACAAGUAGCUGUGAAAGAAAAGUGUAAGAGUUUAUAAAAAAAAAUUUCAUGUCUUUCUUUACUUGCAGUUCAGUGGCAUUUUUUUAAAAAAAAAGUUAAGCACACCCUCUGUUACGGAGAUACAGUCAAAGCAAAUCUGAAACUCUUGCAUACUUUAUUUUAUAACAAGCACAGAGAAAAUAGCAAUUUAUGUCAUGCUGAAAUAAUAUAUUCAAUAACUGAUAUUGUUUUACUAUCUAAUAUACUGUCGAUGUUAUGUGAAGAAAAGAAGAUUGGGUUAACCUGCAAUCAGUGCUUAUUUCCAAACCAUAACAUGAGCUCUAUUAAUACCACUUUCAAAUAGUGUGCAUGUUGACGUUGUUACAUGGACGAAAUGGUAUAAAGUGUUUGGGAGUUUCACAAGCAACAUGUCAAAUGUGCCGUUUCAAAUGCAAACCUGCAGCAAGCAACGUUUAACGAUGUGGUUGUUUCGACUGCUUGCGACCUCCGGUUACGUUUGUACAACUGUGCAGCGAUCAACGCUUUGCCACAGCAUUUAGGCCGAUGUUUGAACUGAGACUGACAACUUCAGUGUGUUAGAAACCUAAACCUAAUCCACUUUGUUUUGACUGUAUCAUUUAGGACCUCAGUGGUACCAGCCGGUGCUUUGUAAAGAAUGUUGGCAUUUUUAUUUAAUGUAAACUAUUUCAUUUCAUAUCUCUCGUUUAUGGCUUUGUGUGAGAGUCACUAUUAACAGUUACAGGGAACGAUAGCGACACUCAUGCCCUCCAAUAAUUGUGCAAUGUCUGACUCAUCUGUGGCUACUUCAUAUUUUCUAAUAAGAAAAUUUGCCUAGAUCCUAUAACAGUAAUCCAGUAUAUUUCAUUUUUUCAUUAUCUUUUCAUUAUCUAAUAUGAACAAAAGGUAAGCAAAGCCAUCCAUGUCAGCGGUAAGAACCCAUCCAAAGCUCAUGAUGUUAUUUCAAAUGCAUCAUUUUUGUCUUUUUUAACAUGAUCAGAGAUAUAUAAACAUUAUCAACUGCUGUCAUUAUUGUUUUUGAUUAUUAUAUUUCUAUGUCUUUACCCACCUCUGGUUGGUCAAUUCAUGUUUAUUUCCCUCAAAUGGAGGAAUGAAUGCUGCGUUUUGAGUUCCUCUGAUUCAUUUCUUGUGUGACUGAUGCUGAUCGUGCUUCUACAUUGUAAAAAAAAAUAUCGGUGUCCACCACAAAGUGCUUUUCCCGGGUUUUCUUCAUGCCACAAAUCAUAAAAAAAAGAGUUGCCAAAUGCAUGAAUGCCUUGAACUUUGACAUUUCGGACGAAGCAGUGGCUCUACAUUAUAACAUGCAUGAGACUGGAGACAAAGUGGUACGUUACUUUGCAGCAAAUCGACAUCAUAGCAACCUCUCAGCUUCAUAUGAAAUACAUUCCAUUCCUGAGUGACAUCCCUUUACGUCAGAGACAGAAUAGAUCGUAGCCUAAUAUGUGCAUUAGCUGCUAAGCUUCAUUACCAGUCAUCCCAUGUGAAGCCAUUGGGAGAGGAUUUCGUUAGAGAGGAAAUCUUAAACUGACUAAAGGAAUCUCACUCAUUCAAGUUCAAAAACGUUCUCGCAGACUCGGUGGUUGGGAUUUGAUGGCAUCGCUGGUGGCAGUGGCGGCAUGUUUGGCUGUCUGCUGGAGUUUGGUGCUUCGCUGGACAUGAAUGGUAUAUGUGAGGGAUGGAAGUGAAACCUCUCAUUGGCUGGACAAGGAACAAUAAAAGUGUAGUUAACUAUUA